UUCCUCAAAAGCCAAUUCUAAGUAAAUUCUGAACUAGUCUCUCUCUCUCUCUCUCUCUCUCUCUCUCUCUCUCUCUCUUUUGUUUCAUUAGAUCCUCCUUAAUUCUGAACCACUCUCUCUCUCGUUUGCUUUGCUGAAUCCUCCUUAAUUCUGAACCAGUCUCUCCCUCUUUCUCUCUAUUCACAAUUAAUCUCUCUGCAACUACUACUUCCUGGAUCUGAAAACUAGAGGUUGGUUAUGGAUAUUGGCCUCUUCUUCUUCGUAUUCUUCUUCAUCCGCUGCUGCUCUUGCUGAUGCUGAUGAUGCAAUAAAGUAAUUGUUUUGGAUAUUAUUUUGAAGCCGGAGAAAGCAAAUAAGCCCUCGUCAAAUUGGUAACUUGUCAGAGGUUCUGAAAAAGCUUCAGUACAAAAGAUUGAAAGAGAGAGCAAAUGGAAAAAGAAAACAAGGCAGAGAACAGGAGAAAGAGGAAUCGAUCAGGUGACGAUGAUGAUACUGAUUGUGAGGGGAGCAAAGCAAGGAGAAAAGAGGUUAUGGACAUUGCUUCUUCUUCAUCAUCCGCUGCUGAUAACCCCCCACGUCGAGAAAAGUAUGAUGUGUUUAUCAGUUUCAGAGGUGAGGACACCCGCCUUGGUAUUACCAGCCAUCUUCAUGCUGCCUUACUUCAGAAGAAAUUUGAAACCUACAUCGAUAAUAGACUUCAGAGAUGAGAAGAAAUCGGAUAUGCCCUUCUAGAAGCAAUUGAGAA
Malus domestica (apple) is the source of this 745-nucleotide messenger RNA. NCBI's taxonomy places the organism in Eukaryota, Viridiplantae, Streptophyta, Magnoliopsida, Rosales, Rosaceae. The record is from RefSeq and is a predicted model, not a curated record.